GUAUGUAUCUAUCUAUCUAUCUAUCUCUAUCUAUCAUAAAUAUAAACAUAGGUAAAUGUCACAGUGUGAUAAAAACAGUUUGGAGUUAACUUUCUUCAUCUAAUAGAAUUACAAUCACUUAAGCUUUCAGGAACACCCCUGGAGAAUUAUUUCCCUCAAAUGACUCAAUUUCUUUUUGACCCAAGCUAUAUACACCUAAUCAGUUGUCAUUGAGCCUUUGCUUGAAGGCUUCCAGUGAGGGGGAACCCUGGCCCCCUCUUUGGACUCCCCAACACUUGCUGUUAUGUGAUACCCCAGUUGCAACUUCCUUGCCCCAACUAAAGAUCAUAAUUUUUGCUACGUUGGCUGCCUUCUCUUUAAUUCAGGUUGACAGACUAUGGAUUUAAUAUUUAAUAUUUUGAGUUAUAUUCCAUUUCAUUCCCUAGAUAAAAUUACAGCCCAGUUUGAAGAUGUGGAUAUAGUUGUAACUGAAGAUAGGAGGAAUGGGAAUUAACCUUUUAGAAAAGCUAUCCUGUGCACAUACCAAAGAGGUUCUGAAGAAAUCACUGGGCUGCUGGCUCAAGUAAGAGCACAAUGGUGGGCAAAUGAGGUAUAGCACUCCAUUGCUGGAUAAUCAGUACAGUGACAUGCUUCCUUUCUAUAGACUUAAGACAAACAGUAGAUUGCUUGAUUUUUGACUGCUUAGAAUGCCACACGUGUCAUAGGUGUCAUACUAUGAUUCAAGGUAUUUGAAGGAUUGACACAUGAAAGAUGGUUAAACUUGUUCUGCUUGGACCAAGAAGGUAGAAUUAGGAGAAAUGGAUGGGACUUAUAGAGAAAUUGGCAAUAAGGAAAAACUACCUCAUAAUUAGAUCUACCCAAAAGAAGAAUGGGUUGCUUUGAGAGGCAUUGGGUUCCCCCUUACUGGAAGUCUUGAAGCAAAGACUGGAUGACCACUUUGGGAGACACUGUAGGGGAGAUUCUUGUUCAGGGGGGCUGGAGUCGAUGGCCUUUUGAGGUCCCUGCAACUCAGAGAUUCUCUGAACUAAGAUGUGUUUCCAACAAAGGCAGUAGUAAUUCAAUUUGAUUAUUGGUGUCAUAGAACCGUGGAUUUAGAGACUAAAGGAACCUUUCAGUCCAACUCCUAAUUUUACAAAAUUUACAGAAGAAAUUGAGGCUCAGGAUCCACUGAUUUUCCGUCACAGGGCUGAGUCUGGGAGCAAUUUGAAAUUGGCAGAAGCACCUGCAAGAGGUGUGCCAGAUUAAUUGAACAACAAAUCUUUACUGAGUAUCUAUUAUGUUAUCUAAAUCAGAGCUAGGUUUUGUGGGAGGUACAGGAACAGAAGCAUAAGAUGAAAUCCUUGCUUUCCUGGAGCUGACAAUCUCUCUGGGCAACACUAUGAAACAAUUAGAAAACAAAACAUUUAGACUGUAAUUUCCUGGAAAACAGGAACUGUCAUAUUUAAUUUUGUAUCUUGAUCAGCACUUAGCCCAGAGCCCUAUGUACAGAAGGCAGCCAAUAAAUGUUUUAUUCAAUAAAUGAAUGGGUUCCUGGAUUACUGGGGUACACUCGGACCUCAGUUUCCUGCUCUGUAAGAAAAGUGGGCUGGACUAGAUCUCCUGUGGUCCCUUCCAGCUCUAAGUUAUGAUCAUUCCUCAUUUUACAGAUGAGAAAAGCAAAGUCGUUGUGAGAAAAGCACGUUGGAAAUGAUUAUUAUAUUAUUAUUACUAUUAUUAUUAUGAAUGAGUUACUGUUACUACAAUUAUGAAGAGGCAGUGAGUCAAAAUGCAAACUCAGAGUGUGCCUCUGGCACAUGCUUACUGGUAAGGCUGUGCUACCCUGGGCAAUUCAUUUAACCUCUCCCUGCCUCGGGCUUCUCUGGAGACUGAAAGCUAGAGUGCAUGUGCUGAUCAGCACUGGCUGAGAGAUUUUCCUUGACAGAUUCCCCAAACCAAAGAAAUCACGCGCCCAGCAAGGAAAUAUCAAAAAUGCCAGAGAAAGGAAGGAAGGUGCCCAGGUUCCUUAGUCAGUUGCAGAGGUGAGACUAGCACCCUAGGCUCCUGACCCCUAAGCUAGCCUGCCCGCCCUGCAUUUAAUUGUAAUCUUGAACAGGUAACCUUUAGUUCUUUUCUGCUGCUCCUUUCCUGAGAACUCGUCGGCAUCUGAUGCUGCGUGUGCGGAUUCAGCGUUAACUCUUAAGUCAGGGGAGAUCUGCCUUGGGAAGGGGAGGAGUGUCUUUUGAUUCCUGGGUGAUGAUUCCUCAGCGGUACUCAGUCACAGUACGUAGUACACAGUACACAGCCACAGAGCACUGGAAACAGCUGGGGACUUCCCGGACCCCACCUCCACUUAAUGAGGGGGAUCUAUUUCGAUGCAAUCUGUAGAAACUUUCGGUUGGUCAGAGAGGGAUGGGUUAGCAGCUCCGCCUGAGUGCUCUGUGCAUCGCUAUGACGGGGCCCUGGGGAGAUGCAGGGGAGACGAGCAAAAUACAGGGAAGUUGGGCCGACUGGUUCUCCAGGCUUUCGGAAGUUCCUGGACGUCUUCGCUCAGCUUCACUUCUCCCCUUCCCCAGCCAUAGCACCAGAACCGCGGGGCGGGUGGGCCCUUAGUUAGGAUCUUGCUGGCGGCACCUGUGCUCUUCUCGGGGCGGAGUCCCAAGUCCCGCCAGUGCCUGGGGGUAGCUUCUCAGGAACCGUGGGGGCAGCGCACGCACCGCUCCCCUCGGGCUUGGUCAGAGGCAGGCUGGCGCGGACCGUGGCCGGGACAAAGAACGGCACCCUAACCAACGAGCUCAGUGCCAUGUCGCUGUGCUGCGCUCGGUGGCGGCCGGCGCCCAGCGGCCCGGGCAGGAGGCGGUGCGCCCUAGCGGCAGUGCUGUUAGCGUUGUCAGCUCUGCUGUGGCUGGGUGUCGCGCCACCGGGGCUCGCUCGCCUGCCCCAGGGACCCCGCCGGCCGGCUGGUACCAACGCAUCCGUGCGCCUUGAUCCCGGUCCGGAGCUGGAGGGUGGCGACGAUGGAGAGGCCAUGAGGACCGUGUGGUGUGCCUCAUCGCAGCCCCAGGUCCUUCCUCGGCUGCCCAAAGAGGCACGCUUUCGCGCCUUCCUUCGCCACAGCCACUGUCGCUAUUUCCCUCUGCUCAGAGACCACCCGGACAAGUGCGGAGGUCGGGUGCGGCUGCUGCUGGCCGUCAAGUCGGCACCCGAGCACGGCGAGCGGCGAGAGGCUGUGAGGCGCACGUGGGGCCGAGAACUGACGGGGCCCGGCUCCGGCUCCGCCUCGGACGCCGCAGCCGUGCGCACCGUGUUCUUGCUGGGUAGAGGAGCGGCCGAAGAGGGGCCCAGCGGGGAGGCGCUUCGCCAGCGGCUGGAGCAGGAGGACCGGGCGCACGGGGAUCUGCUGCGCUGGGACUUCAGUGACACCUUUUAUAACCUCACGCUGAAGGCUGUCAAUUUCCUGCGCUGGUUCCAGCGCCGCUGCCCCAGCGUGGAAUUCGUGUUCCAGGGUGACGAUGAUGUGUUUGUACAUCCCGCCAAUUUGCUGGAAUUCCUACGCUCCCGACAGGGCGACCCUAGGCUGUCUCAGCUCUUUGUUGGGGACGUGAUUCGACGGGCCUGGCCUAUUCGCAACCAGCACAGCAAGUAUUACAUCCCACCCGAGCUCUUCAACCAGCCUUACCCACCCUACGCUGGAGGGGGUGGCAUCCUCAUGGCAGCCCCACUGGUUCGGCGCCUGCUGCCAGUCUCGGAGUAUCUUCCCCUGUUCCCCAUAGACGAUGUGUUCCUGGGCAUGUGCCUGAAGAGGCUUGGAGUCGUGCCUCAGGCUCACCCAGGCUUCCGUACUUUCGGCAUUCACCGGACCCGCACCAAUCACAUGAACUGGGAUCCCUGCUUUUACCGGGAACUGCUCAUGGUGCACCAGCUGGGGCCCCCUGCCCUCAUCAACAUGUGGGAGGCUGUGCACAGCAAAAACCUGCACUGUGCCAAGACUGCCAGCUUCCUCUGAGUCUCUUGCCACCCAAAGGGAGUCUCCCUGUCCUAUUUUGUCUCUACCUCAGUUCUUUGCAGGUAGAGUGUGACAACCAGUAGAAUUACUGACUUAGGUAUCAGAGGGCCUGGAUUCCAAAUCUCCCCUCUGAUUUCUCCUAAUCCUCUUCUCUGGGCCUGAGUUUCCAUACUGACAGAAUAAGGGCUUGGACUAGAGUCUAAAUCUGGGAUCAAGCAUCCUUUGAUGCUACCCCAUUCUCGGGCCAGUUCUGACCCCAACCCUUAAACACCUGAGGCUAGGAGAGACUUGUUUUGUAAAAUCGUACUUUGGGGGAGGAAGUGAGUAUUUGUCAGCCUACCUCAGCAGGGCUGCUUUCAGGGGCUGGAAAAGGCUGGGGCAGGACUGAAGAGCAGUAUAGACCCUUACAAUUGGAAGCACCAUCGGGUAGCUGAAUGAACACUAUUUGGAGACUGAGGACCUGGUUUCCGUUUUAGCUCUGCCACAUACCUGCUGUGAGACGUUGGGAAAGUCACAUCUUUCUGAGCCUCAGUUUCCUAGAUACUAAAUGGGACAGCAAUAUUUACUCUGCCUACCUCAUAGGAAUUGUUGAGAGAAUCUGAUGAGGUAACUGAGUGAAAAGUGCUUUGUAACCAUAGACACACAAAAUGGAUGAUAAAGUUUUUCCUAGGCCCAUGCCAAAAGAGCAGGGACUGAGAUGCCCAAAACAUAAUAGAAGGUAUCUCUUGAGAGCCUUCUCUUCAAACAGAUGGAGGAGACAGCCCCUAAAUCAGCUCAGUUUCCUUCUGCUCUAACAGGGGAGAUGCUCCAGGUUACUUAUGGACAGAUAAAAAGUAGGCAGUUUUUCAGCCCCACUAAAGCUGUCCUGUUGGAAGAAAAAGCUUAAAGGUUCACAUCCGAUGUAGCUAACAGAUAUUUCCCUCAGGCAAGAACAGGCUAUAUGUCCAGAGGGGAAGAGAGUUGGAAUUCACCAGCACAGUUCCAGUGAUGCUGUCAGGAAAUGGUGAAAGUUGAGUCUUUGUUUUAGGAUAGGCCCAGGAUAUCAAGGGUUAAUCUUCCCCUUCCUUUCAGUUGAAAAAUCUAAACCACAGUCAGCCACAAUUUCAGGCCUAAUCACUGACAUGCAAUAAAUCACUGAUCUUAUUUGCUUGGAGAUGUCACCAUGGUGGCAGGGCAUGCUGUGGUUUCAAACACACCCACUCAUGUGUUGGAAGCAGAGUUCUGGUGGGUAUACCACAGGGUUGAAGAGAAAGCAAAAAAUAUAUAAGAAUGAAUUAAACUUUCCAAAGCCCUCAGCAUCCUGCCA
Messenger RNA from Vombatus ursinus (common wombat), 5288 nucleotides. RefSeq names its product UDP-GlcNAc:betaGal beta-1,3-N-acetylglucosaminyltransferase 7-like. Gene Ontology annotation, cellular component: membrane. The record is from RefSeq and is a predicted model, not a curated record. Gene Ontology annotation, molecular function: hexosyltransferase activity. Lineage: Eukaryota; Metazoa; Chordata; Mammalia; Diprotodontia; Vombatidae. The transcript is spliced from 2 exons. The coding region runs from base 2780 to 3982 and encodes 400 amino acids.